CACACAUGCAAUGUACACAGUGUACACAUCUCCAGAAUUCACAUAACUGCUUUGAUAAAGACAUGGAUCUCUAGUUGGCGGAGUGCCGCUUGUGGUUGAGGAUCGGGGAAUUACUACCGCGUCAGCAGGUUCACCUGUCCACUGUCAGACAUCGAAGGCAGCAGCUGCAGACUGAGACAGUAGACAAUUGGAAGUGACGCCAUAACAUAACGCUCGGCACCCAUUGUCAUUGGAACGGCGUUCAUACUGCCGCUUUCUGGUUUCUUCGGGUCUAAGCCUAGUCGUAGUGCUGCUUUGAAAAUGUACAGCUCAUAGUUCAUCACUAAAAGAGACCUUCGUGCUGGAACUGAAGUGGUGGCCGAAUCUGCAGCUGUGGAAAUCUAGACAACAUCUAUCCGAAUAUGUCUGACGUAAAGCGACAUCGUCUCAUGUCUGAUGACUCUGUGUCCGGUCCAGAUGGGGAUGCAACAUUUGUUCAGAAAUCAAAUGGAAACCACAUGAAAAACGGCCAUCUGAGCAUUGAUGGCGAUGAUGACAUCCAAGACGGUUUUUCGUCACCAGAAAGUGUUGACGUACCAGUUCAAGUGACACCAAAAAUCUAUAAACGUCGUUGGGCUAUGUUAUUUGUAUUUGUAUUCUAUUCGAUGAGUAAUGCCAUACAAUGGAUACACCUUAACAUUAUUGCAGAUGUCAUGAUGUUUUAUUACAACGAAAGCAUUCCUGGAGAAACAGAAUUUCAAAAACAAGUCGCAAUUGACUGGUUGUCUAUGGUUUAUAUGUUAGCAUAUAUUCCAUUGAUAUUCCCAGCGACUUGGUUGCUGGACAAGAAGGGGUUAAGAGUUGUCGGAAUAUUAGGAACUUUUCUUAACUGCCUUGGAGCGUGGUUGAAGUGUGCCGCAGUUUCACCGGACAGAUUUGGCGUGCUGCUAUUUGCUCAAACGAUAUGUGCUAUAGCACAGAUAUUCAUUUUGGGGAUUCCUGCCCGUCUUGCUGCUGUGUGGUUCGGACCCAACGAGGUGUCCACGGCAACUGCCAUUGGAGUAUUUGGCAACCAGGUUGGGGUUGCUCUUGGCUUCCUGAUUCCUCCCAAUAUGAUUCCAUUCUCGCGAGACUACGAUGAGGUUGGCCACAACAUGAGCAUUAUGUUUUACGCAACUGCCGGCGUCACCACUGCCUUGUUUAUACUCGUUCUAUGUGUCUUCAAGAAAUCACCUCCUGUACCGCCAAGUCUUGCUCAGGUGGCAGCGGUCCAGGCGGCCGCCAACGAAGACUAUGGUGCCUCCCUUAAGCGGCUCUUGAAAAACAGGGGCUUCCUACUUCUAACACUAACUUACGGUGUGAACACUGGGUCAUACUAUGCAAUCGGAACUCUACUCAACCCAAUAAUAUUGAAGUACUAUGAGGGCCAACAACUUCUAGUGGGCUAUAUAGGAUUGACCCUAGUCUUAGCCGGGGUUCUGGGGUCAGUCGUGGCUGGUAUAUGGCUGGAUAAAACAAAGACAUUUAGGCUCACGACAAUUCUUAUCUAUGCGCUGUCCAUGGUAGGGAUGGCUGUUUUCUCAGGGACACUACAUUUAGGACAGAUCGUAGUGGUAUUUGUGGUGGUCGGAGCUUUAGGGUUUUUCAUGACAGGCUACCUCCCUGUAGGCUUUGAGUUUGCUGCCGAGAUCACGUAUCCAGAAUCGGAGGGCACAUCAUCUGGGUUACUUAAUGCAUCAGCUCAGUGUUUUGGUAUUAUUUUCACCCUGGGGAUGUCGUCACUGGUGCUAAACGUGAGUGUCCUGUCGGCGAACCUCUCCAUCACGGGGGCCUUGUUGAUUGGCACAAUUCUUACCGCGUUGAUAAAGUCUGACUUGAGGCGGCAGAAAGCAGGACAAGAGGGAUGUUCCCAUGUCAUAAUCGAGGCUUCGCUUCCCGAGCCCAAACAAGAUCAGAACUAUGAGUUAACUCAUUCCUAGAGUAACCUGUGUAGAAUAGGAAGUUAAUGGAGAAUGAGCGCAUGAACUACAUGGAAGUGGAGCUUAUUUUUGACAAGAUCUCAACAGUUUGACCUGCCAUCUGGUGUCUGGAGAGAGAGGUAAAUCUUGCCAGUGCCAAUGCAGUUCAGUGAGGAGUCUUGAAAUAUUAUGGAACGUCAGUGGCAGCUCGUUUGAAAUUUGAAAGGAUUUUGACGUCAAGCGACUGAUUUGCAGAAGUGGUGCCCCUGUAAUGCAGUUAGGAAUCUUGGAGGUGGUGGCGCUGCAAUGCAAUUUAGGAAUCCUGAAAUUAGCCAUUUUACAAUCGAAAGGAAUGAUGAACAUUUUGGAGGCCGUAGCAACAAAAAGGAAAUGGGCAUGAGCAGGUCUGGGGAGGAUCACAAAUGCUUUUGAGAUGACGACGGCACUGUUUGCGCAGAUUUCCUCAACUCAUGGCAGCUGAAAGAGUUACGGAAGGACAGGAUAAUAUGGAGGAGAGUGACGUGGUCUUACUGUGUAGAACCUGUAGGGGAUCAGCUUUAAUAAACACUAUUGCUCAUUUUUUCGGAGAGAAAGUGGAAGUGGAAUUUUUAAUUUGUUGCCACCUUUUAGAGUGGCAACAAGUUGGGCAUGAGAUAUGUUGGUUUUUCAUUAAGAAUGGCUUCCAUCAGGACAGUGUGAUGCACAGGGAUUGGAGGUAAAAAGUGCUAAUUACAAGAAAUUCCACAACUCCUAUAUACAGGAGUUGUGGAAUUUUUGAUUUCUUGUAAUUAGCAUUUUUUGCCUCAAAUCCCUGUGGUGUGAUGCUACGAGUGUUGCCACUUUUCAGUCCUAAAUGUCCAUGUCUUUAUUGGUUGCAGUGCGAAAACUACUGGGCUGAUUUCUUCAGAGCUUGGUUUCCAUGAAUCUAAUUUUGGGACCCAGCACAAUUUCUAGGUAAGAGAUUUGCAAUCAAUUGAAAAAAAAUGUCUUCAUUGGAACCCUUUGAUAGUAUUUGGUAUGUAGGUCUGGACUGGGGCGAUUGACCUUUUUCAUGAAAAGGUAUUUUCAACCUUAAAAACCUUUAUCGAAAUUCAUCCAGAAAUAGUGGUGCAGAGCAAAAAAUAACGUUUUGAUUGAAGAACAACGUCAAUAUGCCCGAAUAUAUACAAAAAGAUUUUGUAAUCUGGGUUCUGAAAUGUGAACAUCCUCUUCGUUCCGUUAUUAGAGAUAAGAAAAACGAAACCUUGAAGAAAUCGGCCAAGUAGUUCCUCCACAGCAGCCUAUAAGGACGUGAACAUUUACUUCUGAAAAAGCCUAGGCCUAUAGUUAUGGUAGUUACUAUCGAAGGUGUGCUUUUUGAUUUGACCACUUAGGUUAGAGGUGUUUGUUUAGGAUCACUCGGUGUGACAGUUAUUAUGUUUAUUUGUAGUUGAUUAAUUCUCACCUGUCCAUUUGAGUAUACAAUAGUCUCGGUCUAAACUUUGUCAUGUACACUGUUGAUAGCUUACAACAAGGAGCCGAUAUCCUUCUUCUGCGUUCGGAGUUUUUGAGAUGCAUGCUAGACAGUCGUUCCAUUUUCAGUGACAAAGUCGACUGUCCUUAGAGAGUUCCACUGCAGAGCUUGUGGCCAGGGUGGUGACCUUUGGUCAUAUUCCUCUCUAUUGUUCAUAAGGGAGCAGAUCGGAAGCACAUGAGCUGGAGUCUGAUCUCAAACUCCCCAUUCACAUCCAUAUCCUAACUAAAAAAUGGAGACUCUCAAGACAGAUGGGGGGUGCCACUAACUACCCCAUAUUUUGGACACUGUCUUCUAAACACGCAACACUGCCCAUUUGAAAACUGCAACUUCUUAUGAUCUAAAAAGGUGUACAUUACAAAGUAUAAAACUGGACAAAUAUAUUUUGAUUGCGUGCUUUUGAAAUUGUGCUUAAGUUAUGCAUGAGCAGAUAAUAUUAGUCGUACUUCCACCUAUCAAAUCCCCGUGUCUUUUGUGCUUACACCUAUGAAUUGCCGUGUCUAAAUAGACCCGUGUGUCAAAUCCCCGUGUCUAUUAGCCCCAUCGAGCUCGAUGGGGCUAAUCGGGGGCUAAUUUAGACCUGUGUUCAACACGGGUUUUUUGAUAGGUGGAAUCUGAAUAGAUACGGCAAUUGCAAGUUCUAAGAUCCGGCGACAGAUGGCACGGUGUAGUUUCCUCGGUGCGCAUGCGAAAUCCCCCCUCCGACCGGAAAGAAACACAGGAGAGCUCCCUACAUACAGCGCACCUGUCGCCGGGGCUAUUAACCAUUAUCUAACACCACUGAUAGGUGUAAGUGCACCCCGGGUUUUUUGACACACGGCAAAAACACGGGUCUUGAAAAAACACGGGGAUUUAUGAUAGGUGGAACUACGACUAUUGAUUGAGAUUGAUCACAAUACAAAAGUCCUAUCUAUAAUUUGCUUAUCCAAUCAUUCAACUUGGCGAGUCUUAUAUGCUAUGUAGAGCCUAUUAGCCUGUUUUGGUGCAUCUGUAUUACAUCAGCUUAUUACGCAUGAUAUAGGCCUUUUGUAUUGGUGCCCUACAAUCCACUAAAUAGCGUACAGACAAUAUUUUUGGUAGCAUGUACCUGUAAAUUGAUACUGGUACCACAAUCAAGGAUAGAGUAUGUUAUUGUAUUAUGUAUAUAAGAUGUUGGUGGUAAUUGAUGAAAUUAAAAAAAUACAAAAAUUUAAUGAAACUUAUGCAUUUCUCUGUGAUCACAGGUGUAUAUUCGUGCCUUGACAGUUGAUACUGGGUAGGGCAAAAAAGACCUCAAAAAUAUAUAUCUUGAGAUCUCUAUACUUUUGCUUACAAUUUCUUUCACAUGCCAUCUCUAAGAAUUGGUCAGGUAGUUUUUUUGGCGUUCGUAUUUCUCAACCCGCUUUUGUUAUAGGGUUAUGGCCAGUUAAGUUGGGCUAUGGGCCAAGUGAGAAAAAUGAAAUUUCAUUUGGCAAAUAAGCGGGCAAUGGGAAAACAGUUGUCUGAAAGACAAAAGAAUUUUUGAUGGAAGUUGAUUUUAUAGGAAUUAUUUCUAAUGUGGUAUUUUUUGCCCUCGUAAAUGAUGCAUUCUUUUAUUGAACUCUUUAUGCAGACUACCUUUACUAGUGUUACAUGUAGAUAUGAUUCCACAACUUUUGUUAAAGGCCAGAGGUAGUGUUGAGGAGUUUAUGCAACGGGACAAGCCUCGGAUCACAUCGUUUAUUGAUGGCUGUAUAACUCAUUAUACAGACUACUUAUACUAGUCUUAGAUAUAAUUCUUCUUUUGUUAAGGGCUGGAGGAAGUGUUGAGGAGUUUAUGCAAUGGUGGGGCAAAUCUAGCUUUGGAUCACAUAGUCUGUUGAUGUCUUUAAUGGGCAAUUUUCCGGUUUUGCCCACCAUUCCCUAGUGUCGUGAAUCGAGAAUACGUUAUUUCCUAUCUAUUGCACAUUUAAAGAUGUAGGUGUACACUGUUUAACCCCUUGAACCCCACGGCACUUGAGUGGUUAACCAGCCUCAAAAUUUGGUUCACCUAAAGAGAGUUAUGUGGAUUUGCAUAAGAACAGACUUUGAUUAGCUAAGAAUUCUUAAACACCUUGGCUAUUAUGUAGCACUGUUUACGGCAUAUAAUGCACUGUGUCUUGUUUUGGUGGCAGCGGUUCAGAUAACCAUAACCAUUUGGGUUGGUGAAAAUGUGGAAACAGUACCUCAUUUCAAUGCUUUAAGUUUGAGGUGUUUUUGAACAGAAUUUGACAAUUCACUGUCGGUAUUGGUUGUUUCACAAACCACCACUUGGAGGAGCUGUCACUUUGCCCAAAACAUCGGCGCGGCACCUCAAUUUUUGCCUACAUUUUGGCUUCACCCUCGUGGUGUUUGACGAGACAACCCAGACCUCCAGUUUAGUAUCAAGUCCUUAAACGAAUAAUCACGUGGUCGCGUGAUCAUUUCUAUCCACUGUACAGUGCCAGUAAUGUCAAAUUAUCCUCGAAUGUACAAAACUUCUAGCUCUAGUCAAGUGUUUCAUGGCUUUGCACUGAAUCCUUUUCUUAACAUUCUCAGUAUCUCACUUAUGCUUCCAAUGAUUAUAUCUCUAACGAAAAUGUGAUAAACUCUAAUUUAAUAUGAGUAUACAGUCAUGAAAUUUGUUUAUUUAAUGUGGUUUUAGUACGAACCUUGUUUCGAUAUAGUGACAAAUAUCUGUUCUCUGUACAUAGAUACCUGUCUGGCUGUCUCUGUGUAAAAUUUGUUGAAUAUUUUUUUCUCAAGAAUGUGUUGAGGUGGAUUGUUGUAAACUUUGCAAAUGAUCGUUUGAUGAGUUGUUAUUGCUGCGAUGUUAAACCAUUUGUUGGGAUAUGUCACCAUUUAUGAGUGAAACACGAUGUUAUGAUGUCACACCAUUGUUGUGAUGUCACACCAUUGUUGUGAUGUCACGCCAUUGUUGUGAUGUCACGCCAUUGUUGUGAUGUCACGCCAUUGUUGUGAUGUCACGCCAUUGUUGUGACGUCACGCCAUUGUUGUGAUGUCACGCCAUUGUUGUGAUGUCACGCCAUUGUUGUGAUGUCACACCAUUCUUGUGAUGUCACACCAUUGUUUUGAUGUCACACCAUUCUUGUGAUGUCACACCAUUGCUGUGAUGUCACACCAUUUUUGAGAUGUCACACCAUUGUUGUGAUGUCACAUCAUUACUGUGAUGGCGCACCAUUGUUUUGAUGUCACAUAUGCUGUAUAUCUUGCAAAAGACCUGCACAUGGGAGCAGUGAGCUUGGGGGGGGGUCUUCAGUAUCUUCAGCCAGUAAUCUGUCGGUGUGUGUCCAAGAAUAACAAAGCUGUCCAUUCAGCUUCAUUUAACUAUAAAAUCGAUGCAUUUUUCAAACAUGUCAGUGUCCUUAGAUAUAUCCUGCAAAGGAGUAAAACUUUUUUGCAACAACAAUCUCUUGGCCCAGUGUAAAGAUGAGAUUCAUUUGUACCAACACUGAUCUUUUAUACAUUCCUCAGCCUCCAUGCAGUGAUGAUGCAAGUUGAUCCUUUUUCCAGUUUUCCAAAAUCAAUACUCUAGAACUCUCAAAAAGGCAUGGCAAAGCCCUAGUAGUCAUUAGGAAGUCUGAUAUAAACCCUUUUUCUGUCUGAGAUUCUGUUUUCGACGUUUUCAUGCUUUGCGAUUUACUGGUGUGUCAUGAAAUUCCAGGUGUUGUUUUACAAAUUCACUUGCAUGUUUGAUGUAGUGUGUGAGAUUGCACAUCAGUUUUUGGUUCGUGUGUGUAGUGGCUCAUGUCCAAAAGUGUUGUUUCCAGAUGUCACAGAAAACAAAGACCCUUUAUGGAGAUAUUGGAAAAUUCUCUGGAAAAGCCUUUAUGUUUGAUAUGUGACGGCACAGUGCCAGUUAUAAGAAGUGAUUUGUCUGAUUUAUGAGUAUUAUAAUCAACAUCCCUAAAUAAAGAGACCUAAUGGCCAGGAGCCUUUCAUGAAAUUUUAAUUUUCGGGCACUUUUUACCAUAUUUCUGUGCGAGUUCUGGGUAUGAGCCUUGGGUGUGUGUGUGUGUGGGCAGUUAAGAAACAGUGUGCCAUAUUCCGCUACUAACUUCUAUCUUGCCAUUUCUAAUCACUAUCACUACUACAGCAUCUGUGUACUUUGUGGACGUAGAUUAAUGAAUUCUUCAAGAGCGAUUAAACAAUAGAAUCAAAUACA
Molecule: messenger RNA, 7612 nt
Organism: Lineus longissimus
Lineage: Eukaryota; Metazoa; Nemertea; Pilidiophora; Heteronemertea; Lineidae
Product: heme transporter FLVCR2-like
Exons: 13
Coding region: 402-1958 (518 amino acids)
Biological process (GO): heme export; transmembrane transport
Cellular component (GO): membrane
Molecular function (GO): heme binding; heme transmembrane transporter activity
Source: RefSeq, a predicted model, not a curated record